CAGUCAGUCGAACGGCAAGGAGCGGUGAAGCGCAAGUUGUUUUCAAAGUGAGGCAGUGAUCUUCGGUCCUGUACCGCAGGUGCAGUUCGUCGACGUCUCGCAGGAAACAUAAGGACUCUUCUUGGAUACGAUCCGUGUGGAGAGCAACAAUGAGACUGCCACGGCCUGGCCGAGUUCUUCGGCUGGUGUUGCUGUCACUUGUCUGCCUGAUGGCAACUGACAUCUGCCAUGCGAGGCCCCAGCAACAAUCCACAUCAGCAGACGCCAGUGGCAAAAUAAAUGCAUCUUCAGUUUCUCCAGAAGAACAAGUGGCAGAUGGAAAUGCUUCCUCUGCCCUUGGCAGCUGGCGAUCUUCAGUGUCUGAAACAUCAUCGGCAAAUGAACAUCAACUGCAUUCUGAUCAAGACCGGAGCAGAGUCAGACUUGAGAAUGGGGAUGAUGACAAACAAAGAGGAGGAAAAAUACAAAAGUCAGCCGAUACCCAGCAAGUGACAGCAACCCUUUUCAGCAAUGCUACUAUAGUAGAAACGUCCACCAACAAUAUGGGGCGUGCCAAACACUCUUCUCCAAUGGGAGAUUCCAUAAAGUCUUUAGCGAGUCAACUUUUAGAUUCACAAUAUUUUGAAAAAGACAGCGAUGAAGGUGAAACAGACAGCGACGAAGGUGGCAGUGAUUCAAUGGUGGACAAAGAUGUAAGAACGCCACCUAAAUUGAAGUCACAAUUGAAACAUAAACAGAGCAAUCAACGUGUAAAAUUACUGCCAAAGACAACCGAAAUCCCAAUACACUCACAUUCCCAUGAGGAUACCGGAGAGGAGAUGAACCUCAAAGGAAUUGCCGUCCCCGUUAUAAUUGAAGACGAUGAGGAAUUAGAAAAAACGAUUGAAAAACUUUCAUAUACUGAUCCGAGCGACACACGGCAGACUGUAGGUGACAUGAACCAAAAGAAGAAAUCAACAACUACGAUAAUGACAACACUGAGACCCUACUAUGAAUCACCGUCAUCUGAUGUUGUGUCGACGUGGGUUCUUCUUAGCGGCAGCAGCUCUCCAACAACCCCUUCACAUCUGCUAAACAAGGAGAAGACACACAGCCCAAGAGUCCCAAGCAGCCACAAAACUGCAGUCACCACACCAAUAUCAGAACACUUAAAGACUACUUCAGCAGCAACUAAAGUUUCAUAUAAAGACUUGAGAGGCACCAUAGAGCCGUAUUAUCAUCAAGGAAGUGGUGGCCUCGGUCCCUAUGGGAGCACUGUGACUCCUUCAACAGUAACAAGGAAACCUGUUCGAAUAGGCAGCCCAACAUCAGCGUUAUUCUCUGAAACUGCAAAGCCUCAUUUGCGUCAAAAUGAAACACUGGAAAUACUUAAACUUUCGAAAACCAGGAAACCAAACCCAACACGCACGACCAUUAAAAUGCCCACGACAACAGCAGCGGCAACAACAGUAACAACAACAUCUGUCCCAACUUUCUCUACGAAACUACGGCCUCUUAACCAACAAAGCAACAGCCAGAAAAGCCAGCUGAGAGGGACAACAGUUAGACCAACUGCAGUCGCAGCAGACAGACAUCGAGACACCGAGGAACUUCUCAGGCCUAUUGCCACAGUAGCUACUCCUGAAAAUGAAACCACCUCUUCAGAAGAAAAUAACGCGGAAGACAGCAGCACCGAUGCAUCUCUAGACACGAUGACAAAACGCCCCGGACGCCCAACCGGAGGAAACAAGAAAAGGAAGAAUAACAAAAAUAGACGUAGACGGCCCAGCAAUAAACCAGAAGUAACUGAAGACCCUGAGAGUAAAACUGGAGAAAUGAAUACCACUUUCACCAACAACAAAGUGACGACAAAGGAACGCCCUCUUUCUACUAGGAUAUAUAAUUAUCUUGCUCGAGAGGUGAUGCCUUCCGUUGGAGUGGGAUUGAUUGGUCUCGUGGUUACAGCUGGACUUGCUGGUCUAAUCAUGUACCCUUUUGGCGGAGGACUUGCCACAAGGCGAACUUACGAAGAACAAAUGCCUCCACACCAACUGCACCCCAGCGCAUACUAUCACCAUGGCGAAUAUGACGGCGAAAUCGACAACAGUCAGUCGGAAGAGGAGGUGUUUGGGAAACUGUUAGAGGGAAUGAAUGAUAAAGGAGAAUUUACUUACAGCGGUAUAGGUGAAGAAACAACAGGUUAUGCUGGAGCACCAGGGAUGGAUCUCGAUCAGGACUCCAGAUACAAGACUACGGCUGGCGGCGUAGAAGAUGGGCAGAUGUACAGUUCGGCCGGCAUGAGAUACGGUGGAGUAACAAUUGAUUCUUCACAGCAGGGUGCUGCAAGUUUCGCAGGUUCUGGGAAGAACGAAGCAACGUAUCCAUAUUCCCAUGGCAGCCAACAUAGUUAUGGGAGCAGUUUGCGUGCCGCUGACACACAAGAUAGGUAUCAGUACGGGGGAAUGGCUACAAGGAGUGGGGGCAUUGGAGACUCAGUGAGGGAAUCUCAGCAUCUGUAUAGCGGAACUGUAAAUACAGCUAAAAAGCAGUAUGCGGUGGGAAGCAUUCACCUCGACGGCAAGCCACACCAACAUGCAGGCUCUCGGACUACUGCAUAUGGAGGGCUAUAUUACACGCCAAGUUACACAGCGUCAGAAUCUCAUGCGCUAAACGCUUACGGAGGAUUGACAGCGACAGAAGGGCCGGCAUAUGGGAGCAUGCAAGUUGACAGUAAGCAAGGGCUGCGUCAUUCAGCGAAUACAGAGAAAUCUUCAGAAAUGAAACAUAAAACAAUUAGCAUUUUGGAAAGCAUCUCUGCAGGAAAUGAGCAGUAUAGAAGAGGCGUUUCCGAGAACAGACAACAGUAUAGGGGUGGCAUAGACACACAACCUCGAUCAGGGGGCAGUAUUAUUACCGUUUCUGUCACAAGGCAACCGGGCCCACGCGGAGUGCUUGAAGAUACACAGACUGAGCAGUUUGUAGAGCAUGAGCAUAUUGAAAAAAUUUCAAGAAAUAAGCAAGGUUCAAGUCAACGAAAACAUGAAAUAUAUAUGAACAGUGACGCUGAGGAUAGAACUAAUGGGAAGCGGGACAGUAAAAACGGGCCUGGAAGUUUAUCAGAUAUCUCAAGUGGAAUAUCUUCAGAGUUUCAAAAGACGGAGUCACUUAUUUCAGGUUUUGUUGGACAUGGACCUAGGAGUUUAAGACUCAAGCGAGAUACCAAUGAGUCUACGAAAUUCAGAAUUCCAGAUGGGGAUGUGAGAGACAACGAAAUUGAGACUAACAAACUGAAAUACCCUGUAAAUAGAAAUCUUAUAGGAAAAGAUUAUCAAGAUGAAAGCAAUGAAUUGCCUACUCACUUGAUGUUGAAAAAUUCUGUAACUUUACUUGGGGACAUACAAAAGAGGGAAGGGAUUGUCAAGGCAUCAGUAGGAAAAGAAACAACAGAAACAGAGACAUCCACGGUAAAUGGCAGAGUGACAAAUAACCCAACUGAAGACACCGAAAACGUUAACACUGUUACGUUACCAAAUGAAAGCUCUACCCUCGAAAAUGAACUACCUACGACGACACAUUUUAACGACUAUGAUACUAGUGGUGAAUACGCUGAUAUACAGAGUGACGAGGAAUAUGAUACAACCAUUUCCCCCGAAAUGACGACAGUGUCUAAUGAGAUAUCAACUAAAGACGCAGAUAUAGAAAUGACAACUAAAAUCCCAGAAUCACAAUUUUCCCUUCUAGGAUUUGUUCGACGUAUUGCACGUUUCAAGCUUAGAAUGGGGCUAAACUUGUUGAAGAGCACAUCUCAAGCACUUACUAAUUACAUAGAGAGAGUUCAGAGACGAAUGGACAAGGAUUAUAACAGUUCCAAAGGCAGUUCAAUUAAUGCAAGAAUAAUCAAGAGAGACACUUGAAAAUUAAAGACUACUUGUAAAAUAAAUCGAAGAAAAGUAAGUUAAAUCUAUUCAGAAAGCAGAAAGCGACUUAGAGGGCAGUUGAACUCUGAAGCAAUUUUAUACUGCGAGGAAAAUAAAAGAAACAUAAUUAAGUUUAGAAGGAAUUUGUAACUCUUAUGGAACGUAUGAAUAUGAUCAAUUUUUUACGAGAGUACAUUAUUUUAUGAGUAAGUGUUACAUUUUAAUAAGAAAUAUGCACAGAAAUCUUGUAUAUUCAUGAUAGUUACAUUUCUACACAGAAAUAAUGCUGUCAUAUGCAGAAUUUUAUUCAGCUUAUGAAGAGCAAAUUAGAUUGACAGACAAACGGAACCUCAGAAAUUAACAUAGUAUCGACUUUAAAUCAACAGUGCAUGAUCUGAUCCUUGUGCAAAAUUAUAUUACAGUUAUUAACAGGUCAGUUGAUUUGAAAAGAGAGUGAAUGAAAUUUUGUCCACAUGAUUCAAGUAAGGACAGGUGAAGAUGACACUUGCUGUAGUGUACAGCAAGGAAGCUGGUGUUAUCAUAAUCUGCCCAUCUAUGAAAACAGCACAGUGUACCACAUAGAGAAAUUACAGCAUCAUAUCUGUUAUUAGAUGCUUCAAAAAUAGUAAAACGAAAAGCUAGGUCGAUAAUGACUUGGGUUUUUAUAUUAAAUAAGUCCAUUAUGAAAGUUCAUGAUAUUUCGCAAUUUACAUAGACAGUUGAAGUUGUAAAAUAAUCAUUUGCAUAAUUUAUUCUUUUAUGAGGAAUACCUUCUUUUAGGUUGUGACAUCAUGUACUUCAGAGAGACCACAUGUUUCAGUGGUACACAUCACCUCUGUCUUUAGAGUCGAUUAGCAAGCCAAGAAAGAAUCCAGCAAGCUAAACUGAGCUUGCCUCCUGUUACCUGUAGUUUCUAGUUUGGUUCAUUUUUCGAUCCUGAAGAUGGAGACCCUAUGAUCCUCCGAACCAUCGGGCUGUCUCAGUUACAACCAUGAAGACUGUACUCUUCAAUCAGUGAGAACUUCAAAUAUAAUAUUAGUAUUUAUGUUAACUUCUAAAAUAAAAUAUUUAAGAAUUCCGAGGAAUCUCUUGGCCUGCAAUACACACAUAAUUGUCUUUAAACAUUUCAAAAAUAUUUUCUGUGCAGCUGUUAGGGUUUAUCAGAGAAAAAAAUGGUAUUCAGAAUUCCGUGUAGAUAGUCUGAUAUGUAGACAGGAUUGCAUCUUCACAUAAUAAGUGAACAAUGUAAACAAAGUUUUAGCUACACUAUACACUGCACUAAGUUUUACAAAGGUACAUUGUACUUAGCUAAAAUGAAGGAAUCUUUCUGAUUACAGAUCUAAUGCAUAUCACCAAAUCAGUGGUGUAGGUGUUCAUAUCAUUUUAAUUUAUAUAGAUUGGGAAUAUAAGUGUUCAUUGCAUCAAGGCAAUAAACAAAUCACUGCUCUUGGGGUCAGAAAGGGUUGCGAUAUUUUAGACAAUGUAAAUGAAAAGAAAGAAAACGCAUGCAGAGUUUAUUGAUUUUCUUUUUGAAUUUGACAUAUGGGUCUUGUGAUAACAGAUAGACAUUUUAAUAUGUUAUAAAAUUCAUUGUUUUUCCCACUGUUUCUUUUUAUUAAACAUAUUUUGAAUUUAUCACGGCCUAUUAUUCAUUUAGGUGUAUGUAAAUGAAAUGAGAGUGUAUACAUAUUAUUAUUUAAUAAAUAGAAUUACUAAACGUGUUGUAAGUACAUAAAAUUGGAGACACAUUCUAAUGUACUUCCAUAGAUGUCUGUGCAAUACAGUUUCUUCAAGAACUAUUACACAAAUAUGUGCUCACCAGUACGAUACAAUAUGCAGCUUAUGGCUAAAUACAUGUACAGUGAUGUUGGUCCCAAUUCAUUGCAAUAAGUAUACAAAUAUAUUUUACGAAAUAUUACACCAGCAGAAGUGCAGAAAUAAUAUUAACUUGUAGAAUAAGUUAAUACAAUUUACCUUGGACCACUAUAGUGUUGGUCGAAGGUUUAAUAAACGCUCAUGGCAUGAUUCACAUAGUUCUCUGCUGUUAGGUGUGUCUGUGUUUGUAAAAAUCUUAGAUGAGGCCAUUCUCUAUCAAGGGAGUUUUAUCAAAUGUGUAAAAGACUGAAUUCUGAUAAGAACAUACCAUAUGCCCUAAUCCAUGACUGGUGAGGGAGAUAAUUUAACAUUCACAAUUUGAUGCUACAUAAGCUCUGCAGUUAGAAAGACACCAUUAAAGAAAUCCAGAAUUGAGCAUGAUACUGUAUGAUUAUCAAUAGAAACAAAUUAUAUAGAAGACACAUGAGAAUUUUAAUGUUCCACUAUGUUGGAGAUUUUAAUUGAAUUUGUCAUAUGGACACUGUUAUGUAGUCAUUACUGAGAUUACACAAGAAAAUGAUCUUUAUGAAUGUGCUGUCCAGAUAGUAAAUUGGGUACUUCCAUUCGAAAAUACUUCUGGGUGGAAUUUAAUCUUAACUAGCAGGAAUCUGAAUUAUUUACAGUGUAUUAAUUAAUAGACUUGUAUGUAGUCCUUCUAAGUAUCUUAACAUUACCAUAUAAAGAGAUAUAAAUACACAAUUUCUUGCAGAUAGAAAAACACAGUGUUUUUAUUGAUCAUUCCAUUCAAGUAACUAUGUAUGAAAUAAAACAAAUAUAUUUUCUGUUUGUAUGUCAUACAACAAUUUAACCUGUAUUCUUGUCUCGAUGUUAACAGAGCAUUAAGAAGAAACUGCUAAAGAUCAUCAUGGUGAAUUUCAACUAAUAGCUCAACUAAUAAUAAGUUUUUUAAUCAUCGACUAAUGAAGAAUAAAUGAGAAUACAAAAGGCGGUACAUCAGCUGUUUAUGGAUUCCAAGAAAUAAUACGAUUCAGUUGAGAGGGAAAUAUUGUACAAUAUUCUUGUCAAAAUCUGUACUUCCAUGAAAAUAAUUAGGCUAAUUAAAAUGUGUUUUAAUGUGACCCAUAGGAAAGUCCAUGUAGAUUAACAUUUGUUUCUUAUUCGAGAAUAGUCCGACUCGGUGACAUUCUCUACCAGUAUUGCUCUUCAAGUAUACUUUUGAGCAUACCUUUAGGAGGCCCAAGAAACCCAGGCCAUAUUAAAAUUAAUGAGACACAGCUGCUUUGGAUUUAUGUUCAUGAUGUCAAUUUAGUGUAGAUUAAUAUAAACAUAAAUAAAUAAACAUAAACAGUGAUAGAUGCUAAUAAGGACAUUGGUAUACAAAUAAACACAGGAAAACCAAGUGUAUGUUAAUGUUUUGUGACCUGAAUGCAGGAUAAAUUUGUUACAUCCUUUGAAAACUUGACAAAGUUCAGAUAUUUGAGAAUGAUGCUUACAGAUCACAAGUGCAUUCAUGAAAAAUUAAGAGCAUAGAGAAGUGCAAUUUUACUUGCAGUUUUUUGGCGGUGUGAGGCUUGGUCUCUCACAGUAAGUAAGAAAAUAGUUUGCCGAUCUUCGAAGACAAGGUGCUGAGGAGAAUAUUUGGGUCCAAGAGGAAUGAAAUAAUGUGAAGUUGGAGACAACUGCAUUUUCAAGAGAUGCAUAAAUUGUACUUCUCGCCAGAUAUUAGAAAUAUGAAAUGAAGGGGGAUCAAACAUGUAUCCGAACUUCCUCCCUCCUGUCCAUCUCUCCUUAUCAGGGUUCUUAGGUUUAAUACUAAAGGGAAUUAAUUACAGGAUUUGGCUUCAAUGACGGACAUACUCUCAUAAAUAUAAUUAAGAACACAUAAACGAAAUCUGAUUGGAUGGAACAGGCAGCCGGAUAACAUGAGAAUCUCAAGGGUGUUAACGGCCCAAACCACCAGCGUCAAUGAUAUAAAGAUUGAUUUAUUCACCACUCGAAGGUACCACGAAACCUCUUCGCCCGCUCCAAUACUGGGGUCGUGGGUUCGAAUCCCACUCUAUGUGUCUGUGUUUGUGUGCGUUUAUUC
Messenger RNA from Cryptotermes secundus, 7818 nucleotides. RefSeq lists its product as uncharacterized. Bases 150 to 3893 code for a protein of 1247 amino acids. NCBI's taxonomy places the organism in Eukaryota, Metazoa, Arthropoda, Insecta, Blattodea, Kalotermitidae. The transcript is spliced from 4 exons. The record is from RefSeq and is a predicted model, not a curated record.